AUGUACCAGACUGGAAUGCACCGUGAAAAUCCAACGGACCUACAAGCUUGCCCUCGCCAUGCCGCGGCCUGGAUUCACUUCACCACUCGCACAUACGAAGGCGUGGAGAAGAUGCAGAUGCAUGUCUGGUCCAAGUACCGCUGCAUCCCAUUUAGCCAUGUUGAGGCAACGGCAAGGGCCGGCCGUCGAGAGACUGCAGCCUGUCUGGCGAUACGACGGCCGAGGCGGCGGCGAUACCGCCUCAUGGAUGUAUCGCCGGCUCGUCUGCUCCAAUGCGCAGCUCCCUCGGUAGGGACGUCGACAGCACGCGUCUACACGGUAUUCGCCAUUACCAUCUGGCCUCUACUGAGUGGUCAACACCCAUCCGCCUCGUGCCCAUCUCAUCGCGGACGCACCAGGUCGCUGGGACCAACGGCCGGAUCCGAGUCGGCAGUGAUUGGCCCCAAGGGCACUCCGUAA
This is a messenger RNA of Trichoderma virens Gv29-8, 459 nucleotides long. RefSeq lists its product as uncharacterized. Lineage: Eukaryota; Fungi; Ascomycota; Sordariomycetes; Hypocreales; Hypocreaceae. The transcript is spliced from 2 exons. The record is from RefSeq and is a predicted model, not a curated record. The coding region runs from base 1 to 459 and encodes 152 amino acids.